AUGUCCGGUCGUCGUCAUCAACUCGGCCGCGGCGGCAAGGCCAUCUUUGGCCAGAAUGCCCAGGCCAUGAGCUCGAGGCCCGAAUUUUACACUUUCAUAAGGCACAUUCUCUCUGAUACGGCCGGUACAACCAUUGGAACGUCACCCUAUAGCGACUCGCUGAAGCGUCGCCGCAAGGGCGCCGCCUCGGCACUCAACAAGCCUUCGGUGCAGACGUACGUUUCGCACCUUGACGUCGAGACCCGCGAUUUUAUCAAGGAGCUGUACACCUAUGGAGAGGCCGGAACAGCCCCGACCGACCCAAUGCCCAUGAUCCAGCGCCUGUCCCUCUCCCGCGCCUGA
Hirsutella rhossiliensis is the source of this 342-nucleotide messenger RNA. Its product is annotated as cytochrome P450. The record is from RefSeq and is a predicted model, not a curated record. Gene Ontology annotation, molecular function: iron ion binding; oxidoreductase activity, acting on paired donors, with incorporation or reduction of molecular oxygen; heme binding. The coding region runs from base 1 to 342 and encodes 113 amino acids. The transcript is spliced from 2 exons. Lineage: Eukaryota; Fungi; Ascomycota; Sordariomycetes; Hypocreales; Ophiocordycipitaceae.